This is a messenger RNA of Sycon ciliatum, 2582 nucleotides long. Its product is annotated as multiple epidermal growth factor-like domains protein 10. The record is from RefSeq and is a predicted model, not a curated record. The transcript is spliced from 12 exons. Gene Ontology annotation, molecular function: protein binding; scavenger receptor activity. Lineage: Eukaryota; Metazoa; Porifera; Calcarea; Leucosolenida; Sycettidae. The coding region runs from base 579 to 2582 and encodes 667 amino acids. Gene Ontology annotation, biological process: heterophilic cell-cell adhesion.
CUCUAUCUUCGUGUUUUUUUGUACUCUACCUUAUAUUCCUUCCUUGGAGGUUUUCUUAGGAAUUUUCAUGGUGUAAGGUUGUCAUGAAUGUGACCUAGGAAAUGACGGAAGUCACAAGCCCGAGCUGCAUGCAUAAGAAUCUGUCCGCCAACUCGGUUUAGCUGGCCGGAACUUUGCUUUUACUGUCGACGUUGUCACAGCAGUUGAACUGCGUGGCACAGCAAGAAUUUCCUGAAGAAGGUCUUCCGAGGCAGUUCAAAUGCGUGGAACGCUGCUCAGGAUCGUCACCGGUUUCGGAAUAUGGGAGCUAUGGGACUGCAACACACCAAUGAUCUGCAUGGUCUACCGAGUCUGCUUGAGAUUUGCACACCAUUCAAAUAGUUUGGUUAUGACCUCUGUUUUCGUCGAAGAUUUCAAGUCCAUCGAGCCGACGUCCAGGAAUGUGGUUCAGGACAUUGAACGGACAAAGAGCAGAGUAACACAUCUCUUUCUUUCUGGUUCGAGCCCAGUUUUCGGCGAAACAAUCCGACUACAUGUAGCGCUGGACGCACGAUUGACCGCGCUGAUAGGCGUUGAAGAUGUCACGAGGUCAGCGCCAAAUCUUCCUGCUCCUGCCUUUGAUUGCGAUAUGUGUGGCUUCCUGGUUGCAGGGGUCCUCUGCACGAACGUGCACCGUGCAAAAAAGGCUCUCAGUUCAGUCGUGCAAGCCAGUAACGCAAGCAUUCUCAGAGAGGUUCUAUGUAGACUGUGGUGUUUUUGGCUGGCACAGCUGCACACGAUAUCGGGUAAAGUAUCGCACGGUAACGCUAUGCACAUACGUGUGGCAAAACUAUACCGAAUACCAGUGCUGUCCUGGCUAUCAAGGCAGCCCCUGUACACCUGUAUGUAUCCAAACCUGUCACAACAGAGGAAGGUGCUCAUCACCAAACACCUGCACCUGUGCCGCUGGCUGGACAGGAACUACAUGCCAGACACUGUGUCCGACAAGAACGUUCGGUGUUGGCUGCAAACCGUGCCCCUGUCUCAAUGGUGGCUCAUGCAAUAGAUUCUCUCUCUCGCCGACAUGCACAUGUACUCCAGGAUGGAGGGGCAGUACAUGCGGCUGGCGCUGUGACGCUGCACACUACGGACAGAACUGUGCCUCGCCGUGCCAGUGUCGUAACGGUGCCACCUGCAAUCAUAUCAACGGACAAUGCACGUGUCGGCCAGGAUGGAUGGGAACAAGAUGUGACACACCGUGUGCUAGUGGACAUUACGGUCAGAACUGCGCUUUGCCCUGCGCCUGUCAGAACAGUGCGACCUGUAGUCCAGUGGAUGGGCACUGCACCUGUGCGCCCGGGUAUAAGGGGUCGCUGUGCAAUGAGACGUGUUUGCCAGGUACACACGGUGCAGGCUGUGCAUUUCAGUGCCUCUGUCAGCACAAUGCUACCUGUGAUUUUGUCAACGGUAACUGCUUAUGUGCACCGGGGUAUAUUGGAAAACUUUGUGAAAACACAUGUCCCUCCGAUCAGUAUGGUGACCAAUGCUCCCAGGCAUGUCAGUGCUCUGCAAACUCUACGUGCAGUCCUAUCGACGGUUCGUGCAACUGCAGCGCCGGCUGGAGGGGCUCGCUGUGCACUCUGGCAUGUCCUCGUCAUACAAACGGAACGCUCCACUGCUUGACAUCCUGCUCGCACAUCUGCUUGAACGGCGGAACUUGCAACGAGUCCAUUGGUGAAUGCAUUUGUGCACCAGGAUUCAAUGGAACGGCAUGUCAAGAUGCCUGUAUACCAGGAACCUAUGGCACAGGCUGUAUGGAGGUCUGCGAGUGUACGAACGAAGCUAAUUGCUCCGAUAUCGACGGUUCCUGUUCCUGCCAGCCUGGUUGGCAUGGCGAUAUUUGCAACAUGACGUGCCUGAUGGGUUCCUAUGGUGCCGACUGUUCCCAGGCAUGCCUGUGCAAGAAUGAUGCUGUGUGUGAUCAUGUGACAGGAGCAUGUACAUGUGUGGGAAGAUGGCUGGGUGCUCAGUGUCAACAUCUAACUGCGGACAAGGACUCUGAGGUCUCGCUAGUUCCGAUUCUCGCUUCAGCAUUCAGUGCAAUCAUCAUUUUCAUUCUGGCAGUGGUUACAGUAUUGCUAUGGCGACGGAAGAAAGCUUCACGUGCAAGCACCAACCCAGACGAUGAGAAUAUCUAUGGCAAUGUUGUGGUAGUACAGGCAAGACCAGUUCGUCGCCCAUACGAAAAUGCAGGGUUGCAGAUGAAAGAAACAUGGUACUCGCUAGAGCCCCAUGUUCCUGUCCAGCAAGAAGACAUGUCCUCGCUAGAGCCCCGUAUUCCUGCCCGGCGAGAAAGCAUGUACUCCCUAGAGCCCGGCAUUCCUGCCCAGCGAGAAAGGAUGCACUCCCUAGAGCCCGGCAUCCCUGCCCGGCCAGCUUUAAAUCCAACGAUCAAUGAGCUGCAGGAGACCAGCUUGGACCGUUAUGGAGCGGUUGAAAGUGCAUCGGCAAACAUCUCCCACACCGGUGCAUCGGAUGCUGGCAAGGAUGAGUACAUGUACAUAGUCAGUCGGCAUGCUUCAGUUAAAGGGGAACUCUUGUAA